Messenger RNA from Lodderomyces theae, 1653 nucleotides. RefSeq names its product sugar porter family MFS transporter. Gene Ontology annotation, cellular component: membrane. The record is from RefSeq and is a predicted model, not a curated record. Lineage: Eukaryota; Fungi; Ascomycota; Pichiomycetes; Serinales; Debaryomycetaceae. Gene Ontology annotation, molecular function: carbohydrate:proton symporter activity. The coding region runs from base 1 to 1653 and encodes 550 amino acids. Gene Ontology annotation, biological process: carbohydrate transport; transmembrane transport. The transcript has a single exon.
AUGUCAGCCAAAAUUGAGCGUAUAUUUGCUGGUCCUGCUUUGAAAGUGGCCAAUUUUUUAGACAAGCUCCCCAAAAUUUACAAUGUUUGGUUUAUCGCUAGUAUCUCAACCAUUGCUGGUUUAAUGUUUGGGUUUGACAUUUCAUCCAUGUCAGCAUUCAUCGGAGCCGAGGCAUAUUCAAACUAUUUCCAUCACCCGGGCUCAACAAUGCAGGGGUUCAUUACCGCUGCUAUGGCAUUGGGAUCCACAUUUGGCUCAAUUGCAUCUUCAUUUGUCUCUGAGCCUUUUGGAAGAAGAUUAUCGCUUUUGAUUUGUUCCUUGUUUUGGAUUAUUGGCGCUGCUAUACAAUCCUCAGCACAAAAUGUAUCCAUGUUAAUCGCUGGUCGUAUCAUUUCUGGAUUGGGUGUUGGUUUCGGCUCCUCAGUUGCUCCUAUAUAUGGUGCUGAGAUCUCGCCACGUAAAAGAAGAGGUGCGGUCAAUGGUCUUUUCCAAUUAUCAGUUGCUACGGGUAUCAUGAUUAUGUUUUAUUUCUGCUAUGGUGUGGGCCACAUUAAAGGUGUGGGUAGUUUCAGAAUUGGUUGGAGAUUUCAAAUUGUCCCUGGAGCUCUUUUGUUGCUUGGAUGUCUUAUCAUUCCUGAAUCUCCACGUUGGUUGGCAAAGCAAGGUAAGUGGGAACAAGCUGAAAUGAUUGUUUGCAAGAUACAAGCUCGGGGAAACUCUGAAGACGAAGAGGUGUUGAUUGAAAUUGCAGAGAUUAAGGAGCAGUUGUUGAUUGACAACGAAGCAAAGUCUGUGGGAUAUGCAACCUUGUUUAAGAAAAAGUUUAUUUCGAGAACAAUUACUGCAAUCUUUGCCCAGAUUUGGCAGCAAUUGACAGGAAUGAAUGUUAUGAUGUACUACAUUGUGUACAUUUUCCAAAUGGCGGGAUAUAGUGGAAAUGCCAACUUGAUUGCCUCAUCUAUUCAGUAUGUCUUGUUUGUUGCAUGCACCAUUCCGGCAUUGUUUUUCUUUGACAAGUUUGGAAGAAGACCCGUUUUGAUUGUUGGUGCGAUUUUGAUGAUGGCAUUCCAAACUGGUCUUGCUGGUAUCUUGGGUGCGUAUGCAGUACCAUGGGCCGACUCUGGUAACGAGUCCGUCAACAUCAAGAUUCCUGCUGAAAACAAAGCUGCGUCAGCGGGAGCUAUCGCAUGUUGUUACUUGUUUGUUUGUUCCUUUGCUGCCACUUGGGGUGUCGGUAUUUGGGUUUACUGUGCUGAAGUUUGGGGUGACAAUAGAAUCUCGCAAAGAGGAAACUCUUCGUCUACUUGUGCUAAUUGGGUUGUCAAUUUUGCUAUUGGAAUGUACACCCCCUCAGGGUUUAGAACAAUCAGUUGGAGGACAUACAUCAUUUAUGGAGUUUUCUGUCUCGCCAUGGCAAUACAUGUCUACUUUGGGUUCCCAGAGACCAAAGGUAAGAGAUUAGAGGAAGUGGGACAAAUGUGGGAUGAAAAGGUUCCAGCUUGGAGAUCAGCUUCAUGGACACCUACUAUUCCACUCACUGGUGAUUCUGAACUGUUGAGAAAAUUGAGCGUUGACCAUGUUGAAAAUGUUGACGCAAAGGAAAGCGAAAGAGUUGUUGUCGAUAAUGUCAGCUCUGGUGAAAGUCUCAACUAG